This is a messenger RNA of Falco peregrinus (peregrine falcon), 9280 nucleotides long. RefSeq names its product post-GPI attachment to proteins inositol deacylase 1 (gene PGAP1). Gene Ontology annotation, molecular function: phosphatidylinositol deacylase activity. The transcript is spliced from 27 exons. Bases 491 to 3484 code for a protein of 997 amino acids. NCBI's taxonomy places the organism in Eukaryota, Metazoa, Chordata, Aves, Falconiformes, Falconidae. The record is from RefSeq and is a predicted model, not a curated record. Gene Ontology annotation, cellular component: endoplasmic reticulum. Gene Ontology annotation, biological process: GPI anchor metabolic process; endoplasmic reticulum to Golgi vesicle-mediated transport.
UUCCUCUGUCGAUCAAAAAAAAAAAUAUGUUUUUUAUGUCAGUUAUUAAAUAUUUUACUAUUAUUUUUCGCUGAUGAUCAGCAGCGUGCGUGCCGCGCACCGGGCCGCAUAGCGGUCCCGUGGUGUCUAAUGGCAAUAAAAGAUGGGAAGUUGUUAAAAGUGCUUAAUUAAAGGAAACAAACAACCCCCCCCAAAAGACCCACUGUCAACAGCGGCUUUUACGUGCUGAGUGCUUAGAAACCUUAAGGCCGUUUUGAUGACACCGCUGGCGGGCCGGGAGCCGGGCGAGCGCCGGAGCCCGCGCAUUCACCUCAGCGGCCCGGCUCCUGCCCGCCCGGCGAGGGGCCGAGCGCCGGCGCCCCUCCUGCGGCUGAGCAGGCGCACCGCCGCGACGACGAGCUGACCUCCCUCUCAUGGCAGCGCCGGCAAGCUGCCGGCCGGAGGGAGCCUGCCGGUCGCCCCCUGACCUCCCCGCAAUGGCUCCCGCGACAUGGCGGCCGUCCCUCCCUCAGCCUCGCCUUGCCAAUAUGGCGGCCGCCCUCCCGCCGCUGCCGGCGGCGGCCAGGUGGUGCCGCCCGCCCCGCCCCGCCCCCGGGCGGUGGCGCCGCCCGCCCCGCCGUGCCUGUGUGCGCCGAGAGGCAGCGGGGGACGGGCGGCUCCGCGCUGCGCUGCGCUCCGCACCUGGGCGCGGCGGGGUGCCAUGGUGGCGGCGCUUUUCUACGGGGCGCUGGCGGCGCUGGUGCUGCUCGGGGUGCGGGACGUGCUGUUCCUCUACGAGGAGAACCGGUGCAGCAUGACCUACAUGUACGAGUACCCCGAGUACCUGAAAAUAAAAUUACCCAAGAAAAUAGCCAGACGAUACCCAGCAUAUGAGCUCUAUCUCUAUGGAGAAGGGAACUAUGCCGAAGAAAACAAAAAUCUCCUAUUGACAGGAAUUCCAGUUCUCUUUCUUCCUGGGAAUGCUGGCAGUUACAAACAAGUGCGUUCUCUUGGCUCCAUUGCACUUAGAAAAGCGGAAGACGUUGACUUCAAAUAUCAUUUUAAUUUCUUCAGCGUCAACUUCAAUGAGGAGUUGGUUGCAUUGUAUGGUGGUAGUCUACAACGACAGACCAAGUUUGUGCAUGAAUGCAUAAAAGUAAUUCUGAAGUUGUACAGGGGUCGAGAAUUCGCACCAACCAGUGUUGCAAUAGUAGGUCAUUCCAUGGGUGGUCUUAUUGCAAGAGCAUUGCUUACUCUGAAGAAUUUUAAGCCUGAGCUGAUAAACCUCCUCAUUACACAAGCCACACCUCAUGUUGCACCUGUAAUGCCUUUAGAUAAAUACCUUACUGAUUUUUAUACAGCUGUAAACAAUCAUUGGAUUCUAAAGGCCCAAGAUUUAAGAAAUUUAACUACCCUUUCUGUGGCGGGAGGAUUCAGAGAUUACCAAGUUCGUUCAGGACUGGCUUUUCUACCAAGAUCGAGUCAACAUGACAGUGCCUUAUCCGUUGUGAGCUCAGCUGUGCCAAGAGCUUGGGCCUCAACAGACCAUCUCUCCAUAGUGUGGUGCAAAGAAUUGAUCCUGGCUACCAUUAGAGCUUUUUUUGAUCUCAUAGAUGAAAAUACAAGGCAGAUAACUGAGGAUCCGAAGAAGAGAAUGUCUGUACUGAAUCACCACUUUGUGAGACACCCUGCAAAGAUAUUUGAGGAAAAUCCUGAAGCUUUUACAGAACUCACGGGAGCUUUCAUGUGGAUUACAGUCAAAGCCUCAAAAUGGACUUACUCAGUUUACAAUGAUUCUGAUGGAAAAUAUUUCACAUUUCCUCUUGCAAGCCACAGAAAAUCAUACAGUCAUGUUUACUGUGAAAACAGUAUGUUGGACACAAGUAGCUGGAUUUUUGGCUGUAUGAACAAUAAUUCAUCAAUGUGCCUGGAAGCUACUGAUUUGUCCUGGAGAGCUGAGUUACUUCCCACCACCAAGGUUGUAAUACUGAAGCUUCAGGACUAUCCUUCUUUGUCCCACAUUGUCAUUCAGGUACCACCCACAGUUGGCAAUAAGUAUACUUUGGGCUGUGAAUUCUUCAAAGAGGGUUCCAGAACAGUACAACUUCCUGUAACACAUCUUUUUUCAUUUGGGCUUUCUUCAAGCAAAAUUCUAUUAAAUUCAACUGGCUUACUUUACAAUGUACAGCUCCAGCACUUUAACCAAAUAUAUCAAGCUUUCAAAAUUUAUAUAGAGAGCCACUGCCAGUCAUUUGAAGAAAGAAAACCUAGUGUUUACAGACUUCAUAUACCCUGGUCACAUGAAGAUUCAGUAACUGUAGCAAAAGUUCCAUCUUCUACUGAGAUUUCUGCAAAACUGCAUAUUGCUCAGCCUAAAAAUGACAGCAGGGUUCCAGAAUUGAAUAUUUACUCCUCCUCAGACUGUCAGUAUGAAGUAGUUCUGAAGACGUCACUUUUACAGGUUCUUGGACAAAUAAUAAGGUUCCAUGGUGGUGCUCUUCCUGUCUAUAUUGUUUCUAAUAUUCUUCUUACUUAUGGAGGACAGUUGAGCACAUUGAUAUCAACAGGCCAGUGUUCAGACUUUUCCCUUGAACUAGUUAGGACAGCUAAGCCCUACAAAGUAGAACCUCUUAUAAGCAUUGUUGUGUUUCUGCAGGGGUUUAACUGGUUUAGAGAGAUAUGGGAAUCACUGUCACUACCAGAGGUGGAAGCUGCUGUACUGAGUAGUCAGGAUGCAUGGUUCCCCCUUGUGUCCCUGAUUCUAUUUCUUUUUGGGACAGGCAUUGCCUACUGGAGUGGAGUAUUUUUCUCUACAUCUCUGAGACUCUUCUCUUCAUUAUGGUUGACUCUGAUGAGGCCUACUGUACUUCAAAAAGAUAAGUUGAUUACACCCAGAAGACUCUGCGGGGUGUUAUCCCUUGCUGUGCUUAGCUGGACCACUUGUGGUGCAGUUGCUGUCUUCAUUAUUUAUCUUCAAUACUUGUUUAAGGUUAUAAAACUGCAUGUGAAUGUAAGAGCAGAACAAAACAUGCUCACUGGGGAUUCAGACCACUCAAAAGAAACUUCGCAGAACUCCAGGAUACACACAGUGAAAAACCAGAGUUUGAUGGACAGUAUUUCAGAAGCAACACAAUCUCUUCCCAACAGUACGACUGCUGAAGCCAUUAACAGUCUUAAGAUACACGUUACAAUUCUCAAUUUACUCACGUGGAUUGUGCUGCUGAACUUGCCAUCUUUAAUUUAUUGGUUAAAAAAUCUCAGGUACAAUGUUAGACUUGAUCCUGAUCCAUGCAGAUCUACAGCUAUUAUCAUCAUAUGCAUUUUAGAAAUUCUCAUGAAUUCAAGUGCUUUGGAACUGAAAUCAAGUAAACUCUUGAAGAUCGCAGCCAAAGUUCCACUCCCUUUGUCUGUUGCAAUGUUGGCCUUUGGACGAAUGCAUUUAUACAAAGUACCACACUUUGUAACGUUUUCUCUUCUUCUACAUGUGCUGUGUUGUAUUGUGUAAUGUUCAUUAUGCAUACGAAGAACAGUGCAGCCUAGAAACUUAACACUGGAGAUGGGGAAAAACUCAACAAAGAAAGGCCUAGAUUAAUAUCAUCAGUAGUUUACAUUGUGUGGGAAAGAAGACAGAACUGUGAAUACUUUGAGAAGUUCAUGGUUCUGUUCGUGUUGCUUAGAAAGAUUUCAUGGUGUUUAUUUCCUGACUGUGAAACUCUGUGUGUGUGUGUGUAAGCACAUAAAUCAUAUCAGUGUAACAUCUCAAUCUGUUUGCCUUGUAGACACUUCAAUUUUUCACUAUACUUCUCUGUUGAAACAGACUUUUUUUUUUUCCCACGCAGUAUGCCAUACGGUGCGUAUGUUCUGAACUUGCAUUUCUUGCAGGUCUAAAUUAUGCUGGUUAAAACUCAAUACGUUUCAAGCACACUGUGACUAUCACAAUAACUCCACAGCCACGUAUACUUUUAAUUAUUUUAUGCUACAUUUGAAAGCUGCCACAGUUGUGUCUAGACAAACUAGAAUGUACUGCUUAUAUAGAAUUGUUAUUUCUAUCAAAUCAUUUGUUCAAUCAGUGUGAGCUGAACAUUUUUGAGAUUAUUGAAAGUCUUACACAUUUUACUUUUUGUGAGAGUGAGAAAACAACAAUAAUCUGUGUAGCUUUCUAUUCAGGAAGGAUACCAGCAGAUUCAUAAACAAUUUGCUGUAAUGUUGUUUUAAAACAUUGUCAGAUUUCUCUGGAAUUUUCUCAAUUCUGAAACUACUUCUUGGACCUUGUCCAUAUGUAGAAGCUAGCAAACGAUGUAUGGUGUUGUGAGUUUACAGUGCAGCUGCUGUAUCGCACUAUAUCCAAGUAGGCAAGGCAGGUUUUUUUUCCUAUUGUAGACAGAGAAUCAACAGUCUCAUAAUAGAUAUCCAUACAUGAAAUUAAUAUGGAAUAGUUACAACACUGUAAAUUCAUGCCCUGCCACACAGGGCUAACUUCCUCACAUGGACAAACUCUUAGUAAUAGUGGGAAAUACUGACCAUCAUUAUUAGCUCUGUAUAAAGUAUUAUCUUAGUGCCUAGAUGCUACAGUGACUGCCAUUUAUAAUAAAGCCUAAAAUACCUAUGUGCAAGGAAUUCUGUCCCCUGGGUAUGUGUUUUGCCAACAGAAGAAAUCUCAGUAGCCGUUAGGUUAAGAUGAUCUAUUGAUUCUGUGUAGAGAUGAGCCUACUACUUGCUUCUGUGUUAGCUCUCUCCACUCUGUCCAAGAUACCUGUUAUCUUCAUAUGAAAAUACUAGACCAGCUUAAUCAUCUUAUAUGAAUACUAGGAGGAAAUCUGCUACCCACAGUCAAAGUAUAUUCUUGAUAUAUAGCAGUACAGCUAGCCUGACCCAUUAAUUUUAUCGUAUCUCAUUAAUCUUGCCUGAAGUGCCUCAGUUAGUUCUAGCGCGUUGUUAGGGUCAAUUAAAUUGAGCUGGCUGGAAGGCUUCAUUCACACAGUGACUUUCUGAAAUGAAGGACAGAUGUGAAGUAAGCACGUGUUUUGUCGUCUUGUAUCUAAGUCAGCAGUUGAAGUUAUCACCGAGUCACUAAAACUGCUUUAACUGAGUAAGACUAUUGUAGUUAACCAAACCACUGUCGCUGCUAUCAGUAAUCUAUAUGCUGGCGUUCUAAGUCUUCACCUUUUCUAAAAAAAAAAAGGUUCAAUUAUACACAGUGUUUGUAAAUCAGAAGUUACUUGAAUAGAUUAUAUCAUGAUACUUUCUAAUCAAGUGUAUGCUACAGUAUGUGUAUAUAAGAAUUUGUGUGUCUAAAUAUACUUGUAGCUAAAUCUACCAGUUGGUUUAACCUAAAAAUUGCUGUCCAGACACAGAAGAAUAGUUUCUCUACUUCCAAAUGGCUGUGAAUGAAAGAUGGUGGCAGAACUGCAUGGGGGCUGUAAAAGUCCGUCUGUGAGAUGUGCAGGGUCUGAUUUCUGUGGAAGAUAAUGUUCCUUGGCCUUCGUGGUCCUUUUGGCUUACUACUGUCUGUAACUUCUGAUUUUGUUUUGCUAUCUUAAUGGGCUCUUUAUGCACAAAUCCAUUUGUUGGAGGUGUUGAUGGAAUAAAAUAAUAAUCAGAAUAAGGAGAGCAAACAGUCUCUGCAUGUAGUAGCUUCCAAAAUCUGCCAUAAUGUGAAACUUUACUGAAUUACAGCAGCAUAGAAUAACACCAAUUUUUUUCAUUUAAUGCUAUUUUUAAAGCUGGGAAUUGUAUUGAUAGUUGUUACCACCUUUCAAGAAAUAGGUUACAGAAUCUUGCAUAUAUUGCUACCUGAUUUUCAAGUUGGAGGUAGGAAUCAAUAUAAUCCUGAGUCUGGGAUCCCGGAUGACAGAAUUUCUCACAUUUCCCUCGAGGCUGCUUUUUUCCGAGAUGGUUUGCCUUCACUGGGGAAAGGAGGGGAAAGCCUUACGGCUGCUUUGGAUUUACAUGCAUUCUGUGUCACUUGCUAGAUGAAAACUGUUCUGUGUUGCACGUCUGGGUUUUGCAGUGAUUGUGGACUCUGUAACCUCAGCUGUUUGAGACAUUAGGUGUCUUAAUCCCAACUAGAUUUUUUAUAUAAUCAGUGAAGGGGGACAGGAUGAGAACAAGUCCAGAGAAUGAUUUGUCCCGUUCUAAGAGAGGAUGAAUAAUCCCGCUUGCUAUUCUGAAAAGGAUAAGAUUAUUUUUUUUAACAGCCUACAAUUGUUUUUCAGGUAAAAUACAAUGAUAGUUUUGUUACUUUUCCAGAAGAGGCUUCUGUUACGAGAAUCUCUAGUUCUGCCACUGUUCACAAUUGCAAUCCCAGCAGAAACAUAGGCUAACCCAGUAUAAAUACUUUUAAUUGUGUGUAUGAGGAAGUGUAAAUAUUACUGAAAUAUCCUUUAUUAUGAAUAAGCUACAUCUAUAAAACAGCUUUUGGCAAAUAUAUUCUAACGUCUUUUAAUAACUUCAACUAAAUUAAAAUUCCAGUUUAUUCUUCAAAUUGUAGGUUACCUAGGCUGUGUUGGGAGGGGCUCCAAGACACAAAUUAACUUGUAACAGAUUAGAUCUCUGCUUUAAAAGGGAAGAUUUCUAUUAACAUGCAGACCCAAAUUCUGUCAUUCUCUACUUUUUCAGAAGUGGAGGUACUGAUUUGGCAAAAAUACUGUUCUUUAUCCAUGUGAAAGUUCACCACAUUCAGAUGGAAAUUAUGCCACAUAAUCAAGCCUUUAGGUUGAGAUUAAGCCACCAUUUUUUGGCUUGUACCUCAGGAUGCAUUCAAAAUAAGAACUAUUUGUGUGGCUCUUUUCUAAUUUUCUUUUUUUUAUAAGCUAUCAGAAACAGAAUAAGAAAAUAGGGUAAGAACUUAAAGAACCAAAUGUCACUAAUUUUAGGUACGGCAUAUCUGUACAGCAGAAUCUUUCUUUGGCAGGGGCAGGGGGAGAUUUAAUGGAAGCUUUUAGCGACGUCUCUGUACCUUGAAUUGCUCUUGAGGUCUAUAAUCUUUUCUGGUUGAUAUGAUCAAACGUGUUCCUCAUAGUCUUAUCAUGCUGCAAUCAUAAUAGCUACACCUGUAGCUAACAGUUCAUAAAAGGUCUGUAUCUGGUAAGGAAAAACUGUUACCUCUUAACUGGCAUUACCAAAUGUACCUUGAAACUGAAUGAAUGGGUGUUGUCCAAAGGUGGUAUUUUCUGUUUUGAUUUAAAAGUUGGUUGCCGUAUGUCAUGUUUCAGCAUCCUGUUAAAAGGAUUGGGGUUUGGAGUUUUGAUUGUGGUUUUGUUUGUUUUGUUUUAAAAAAAAAUAUUGCAGUACCUGGAAUUUAAGUUAGUAUUAUUUCUAAUAUUUAGAGUUCUGCUCUGAUUUGGGUUUCGAAUAGAGCUGAUACAUUUAGUCAUUCAUUCCAAAAUAUGACCUUGCUAAGUUUUAAAACAAACAAAUAACACAACAAAACCCUAAACAAUGUAGUAGUCAUGUGUUGCAGAAGACAUAGAGGCUGCCUGUAUGUCUAAGUGAACUUUUCAACUAUAACCUAAUUGGGCUACCUUUAAUGUCAACAUUAAAAAAAAAAAAGAUGAAAUGUAUUGAUGCUUAAAAAAACCCAAAAGCAUUGUUGCUUAUGUCAGUAUUUGGCAUGAAGUCUAGUUUUCCAUGUGUUUGCCAGUAACAGGUUAUGAACUUGUUACUUGACUUUUUUCUGAAAUCUGAUACUUCUGCUUCUAAGCUUUGAUAGGAGAGAAUAAAGUUGAUCGUGUGCUGUGAAUAAAUGUAAACAUCUGAGAAGCUUUCAUUUGAUCAAGUUUAUUUCAAUACUGAUAAGUGUGUUUAGACUCUUGUCUUACUGAUGCUGAGAAAAACCCAGCCAUUUACAGACCUUCAAUACUCUUGAGUUACUGAAUAUGUUUUUAGAAGUGGUUAAAGUGUCUGUACAAUAAUUGCACUGCUGUUUUAAGUCACUAAGCUACCAGAAAAUUUUUAGCUGUAAAAGAAACUAAAUUUUUAAUGCUUACUUUCCAUUUCGUGAUCAAUGUUAGUCGCUUAAUUUACAGCUUUGACUUUUUACAUCUCUCUGGGAGACAAUCAAGCUAGGUUUUAUAAGCACUUAGCACUGUACUGGAAAAGGUUUUAAAACUUGCAUCGCUGUUCCUUUAGGGGAGACCUGCUUUUGUCACCAAAGCUACAUGCUGCUCUCUUAUACCUCUGGAAAUGUGUGCCAAUGAAUGACAACUGAAAACAGAUUCAUUUUUAUGUUGAAGUAAAAUGGGGUUUUGACCUUUUUUUAGAGCCAGAACUUUAAGCUAGUAUUCAUAAUAGAAACCUUAAAAUCUCUAAAAGCUUAUUUGAAAACCUUUUAAAAAUAUUUUAAUUUUCUGAUGUAUAUUCUUAUUUACAGAAGAAUGUAUUUAAAGCUUUUAAUCGGCUCAUUUAUUUUAAAGCCUAAAUAAAAUACAUAAAUUUCAUCUUGUUAUUAAACAUUACUGCUUUUAAAAGUAAAUUUUAAGCACUUAAGGAGACAACUCUAUAGCCCUUACUUAAGCAAAUCUGCGCAGCACCUCAGUUUUUCAAGUAUCUAAGCACAUAGCUGCCUUGAAUAUGUGCUUAUUGCCUUGUAGCACAGAAACCUGAGUCAAAGCUGUGACGUUUCGACUUCAAUUUUGCUUAAGAUUUAGGGUCUCAUUCUGCAUUCUUAAAUACUCACACUGUCAUAAACAAAUCUUGUGAGCGUGGCCUCUGUGCGGUUAUUGGCAGGUUGCGGUUUCUGUAGGAAGCGGUGUGGUAUCGGAGAGUUUUGUGUCUAUGUAGGUCGGGAGUGGCGCGUGCAAGCUUGUUUUGCCACACAGCAUUCCAGUUCCUCCUUCCAUACACAGGUAUCCUUGGUUUGCGGUGUCCUGCCGCUGUCGUACUAAACGGAACGUUCGCAGGAACAGUGACUGCCCGAGUGAAGUUAAACAGCGGCUGCCUUGCACACUGUUGUGCUAUUGCAGUUUUGCAUGUUUGUUGAAAUACCAGCAAAGACACUUUUUCCCCCUCUGACUUAAAUAAUUUCAGGGCAUAUAUAUUAAGUAUUGAACAUGCAAGUGUGUUGAUUUUUAGUUUUAUAAAAUGUUAAGUGCACUAUUUGGGGACCAGUUCAGGCUUCAGUUAUUUUCCACUUAAGUCAUUUCAGACUGCAGCACCUGACAACUUAAAUAUUUUACAGAAGUCUACAAGUAGUUAGACAUGACAUGUAUAAUUAGAGUGCCAGACCAAAACUGACAUGUGAAAUUAUCCACUGUGACUUUAAACUUGUAGCUUUCUAGAGCAAAAAAAAAAUUAAAAAUAC